CAAAGGGGAAGUGAUCUGGGGCAGGAGCGAUGGCCCGGGUCUGGAGCCCGCGGCCGCCGCCGCCUCCGUCAGCACGUCGGGAGCAGCCGCGGCCGGAGCCGGAGCGAGGGCCGGAGUCGCGGCUGGAUUGGGGGCAGCGCGUGUGAGUUGCCCGAGCUGGAACACCUCAAACUCUAGGCGGGAGUGCUCUAAGUGGGCUGGGCCGCAGUCGCCUUCAGCACCGCGCCCCCCAGGCCCAAACAGCCGGGCUGGGGUCUACCCUGGCGCAGGACUGGCUCUUCUCAGGACGAGCCCUCUGAGUUGAGCUCUGGGUCUUCCUCAGUCUCGGGCUCCCUUCAGACUCAGGACGGAGGCCGGAAAACGGUGAUCAUCCCAGACCCGUGCCAGCUUCCUGGCCCCGGCAUCUUCUCAGCGGCCACGCAGUGCAGAGUUGUAGCGGGUGGGACCCCCUUCUGCCACCUCUCCAGCCAGGAAGGGACUAGCACGUUCCCAAGUUCUUGCUCUGCACCCGCCCCUCCCCUCCCAUUCAAGAAUAAGUUUCUUUUCUCUCUUUUUUGGAAAUCCUGUCCCGAAGAUACAAAACACCUAUUCUGUGUGCCCUUCCCUAGCUCCUGGAGCACCUUUAGAAAUAUUGCGUACUUAUCAGGGCUGAGAAUUUCUCAUUCUUGACUUGGUUUUUUUUCCCCCUUUGGGAUUCAGAGGUUGUCCCCCCCUUUUCACACUCUUAACUGACACUCUAUGCCUAGGGCCUUAUCCAUUUGGAUCACCAGCUCUCUGGCCAUCUGUAUGUGAUUCCCCCCACCCAUCUGAGUUCCAGUUUCCUCUGGGCUCCCAUCUCCAGUCGCCAGUGGAUCUGGUCAGUCCCACCCCUAGGUGGGAGUGACCAGGGGGCUCUGGCCCGGGAUUCCCCACCCUGGAAGGCAGCUCCAAGGCAGCAAGAGAAUUGGGCGUCGGGUACGAACCUGGCUGCUCAGGAGUGGGCGCUCCACUCACCCCACACAAGAAGAUGAAAAAGCGCAAAGAGCUCAAUGCAUUGAUCGGCUUGGCUGGCGACAGCCGGAGAAAGAAGCCCAAGAAAGGCUCAAGCAGCCACCGCCUGCUUCGCACGGAGCCUCCUGACUCAGACUCUGAGUCUACCUCCGAGGAGGAAGAGGAAUUCAGUGUGGUUGGAAAUCGCUCUCGCUUUGUCAAGGGAGACUAUUUACGAUGCUGCAAGAUCUGUUAUCCUCUCUGUGGUUUUGUCAUCCUUGCUGCCUGUGUUGUAGCCUGUGUUGGCUUGGUGUGGAUGCAGGUUGCUCUCAAGGAGGAUCUGGAUGCCCUCAAGGAAAAAUUUAGAACAAUGGAAUCUAAUCAGAAAAGCUCAUUCCAAGAGAUCCCCAAACUUAAUGAAGAACUACUCAGCGAACAAAAGCAACUUGAGAAGAUUGAAUCUGGCGAGCUGGGCUUAAACAAAGUGUGGAUAAACGUCACAGAAAUGAAUAAGCAGAUUUCUCUGUUGACUUCUGCAGUAAACCACCUCAAAGCCAAUGUUAAGUCAGCUGCAGACUUAAUUAGCCUGCCUGCCACUGUAGAGGGGCUUCAGAAGAGCGUAGCUUCCAUUGGCAAUACUUUAAACAGUGUGCAUCUUGCUGUGGAGGCAAUACAGAAAACUGUGGAUGAACAUAAGAAAACCUUGGAAUUACUGCAGAGUGAUACGGAUCAGGAGGAGACUGCUGGAGGCACCCAAGUCAUUCUGACACCUUCAGCCACAUCAGAACUUGACAAUAAAACCCACAGUGAGAAUUUGAAACAGGAUAUCCUGUACCUUCACAACUCUUUAGAGGAGGUAAACAGUGCCCUGGUGGGGUACCAGAGACAGAACGAUCUUAAACUCGAAGGGAUGAAUGAGACAGUCAGUAAUCUUACCCAGAGAGUCAACCUGAUAGAAAGCGACUUGGUUGCUAUGAGCAAGUUAGAAAAGAAAGCAAACCUGUCCUUCAGCAUGAAAGAAGAUAGUUCAAAUUCUCAGGUAUCCAAGCUAAGAGAGAAACUGCAGCUUAUCAGCGCUCUCACAAACAAACCUGAGAGCAACAGGCCUCCAGAGACUGCCAGUGAAGAGCAAGUACAGAGUUUCACAUCAAAGCCGUCAGCAUUGCCAAAAUUUUCACAGUCUCCUGGAGGCUCAAUUGAGAAAGCUGCCCAACUAAGACCUAUCUCCCUACCAGGAAUUUCUAGCAUUAAAGAUCUUCAGGAUUUAUUCCACAAGACUGGCCAAGACGUGGAUGGGAAGCUGACCUACCAGGAAAUCUGGAACUCACUUGGUUCUGCCAUGCCAGAACCAGAGAGCUUGAGAGCAUUUGAUUCCGAUGGAGAUGGAAGAUACUCAUUCCUGGAGCUAAGAGUAGCCUUAGGUGUCUAGCCUCACUGGGCAUGUUUUAGAAAUGGCUGUGUACUCUGGACUGCCUAAUAGCUACUUACCUAACAGAAACCACCCUUACCCAUCAGUCCUCUAGUCCUCCAAACUACUGUAGCAGACACAUUGCCACCUUUUAAUUGUUUGAAGAAGCUAUAUAAAAGUUAUUUUUUUAAGAAAGAAGACCAUUUUACUUAUAAUAUGAUGUUCAGAAAUCUAUGAUUUCCUGACACCAGUAAAAUCUUACAUUUUUAAAUUGCCAGAAGAAAAUAAUAAAGCCCUCUUUUUUUCUCUUUCCUUUUUUUGAGAGGAGGAGACCUUAUCUUUUAAAACUGGGUAAUGUGUAUAUAGAGAGAAUAAGCCACCUUUUAUAUUUCACAUAAAUUUGCCUUAAAUUAGCUGCACUUUAUAGAGACUCAGAAAAUGUCUUUUCUUUAAAAGAUAGGCCUUUUCUGUUUGUAAAUAUUUAAAAAGAAAGAAAGGUUGUGCAUAUUGUGUGGAAAGUAGGAAGAAUGGUUUUGAACAGCAUAUGAAGAAAUGACUUGUUAUUAAAAAUUGCUAAUCUGAUCUGGGUAGCAGUUGAAACUGUGUCCACAUCUCCUUAAGGCAUCCCUCAAAGGCCCAGAUGCUGCUAUGGGCUUUGGCUUGGUGGCUGGGGGAAUAGAUUCAGGGAGUGGACACUGUGAAGACAGUGCUGACUCCAGGCUUAGGAAAGUAGGAUUCUGGUCCUUUGUUCCUGUUCCCUCAGCUAAUCCCAACCUGGGAAUCAGAGAAGUCUUAUUGGGGAUUUUUCUCAUUUUUAAUCUUAUUUCAGGGUUUAUGAGCCUAAAACCUUAUCCAUUUUACCUCUUCAGAAAGCUAGAUUGUCUUCCCCCACCCACCCACUCACAUUUAUCUUUAAGCUAUAGCUGGCUUCCACCUCCAGUACCAUCUCCAUUCUGAAUGGCAGGGCUAACUUCCCCCGUCACUGUCUCAGACUGACCAUCCAGAGCCUUAGAGGAGAGCUAUGCCCCUGAUUUUGACCCAUGAAACAACACCCCUUGAGAUUUUACCUGAGGGCUAAUGAAGAACCUGGUAUGUUUCUCUGUGGGAAGAACAAGGCCAAAAAGGUUAUGAAAUGAAACAUGUGAAAUCAUAUUUGAUAUCUUAGAGUUAUCAGCUCAGAAGUAGCCAGAGGCUUUCUGUCCAGAAUAUGCUGAAGUAUGGUGGGGCAGGCCUGGAGCAGGGGCCUUCAUGCGAUGGUAGCAAGUUUUUUCAAAUCUAAUACACACAAAUGCAAUACUCCCUUCAAAUACUUUGGUGGACCUGGCACAAACGGACUGGAAGGAAUAAUACUUCCAUGUCCCCUGUAUGUUGAGUCUAAACUUGAUGUGUUGUUCCUAGAAGCAGUCUUUGGGCAACACAAAAGGAAAAAACUAUAUAACUUUGUUUUAGGCCAAGUCGGGGAGAAACGAGAAGCUUUCACGGCACAGACUUCUUUCAUAGAGAUCAUUGCCUUUUUAACUUUGUUCAAGUUGCCCUGUCAGCCUUGAAUACAGUCUAGCACCCUUAAAUAUUUAAGGGCUGAUUUUUUUCUUUAUGAUGUUCAGUUAGGUGUUGACUAACCUUAAAUUUUUUUCUAGAAGUAUUAAAAUUUAGUUAAAGCAAGAUGAGUCUUUUUCCAUGAAUGUGUCUGCUUAUCUCAUAAUGGCUUAUGCUUCUCCCUUUUUUUUUCGUUAACAUUUCCCUUGCUCAUCUAAGCGAUUUCACUUUCUUGGAAAGGUUAAAGUAUAGUAUAAAAUUAGCCUGGCACUUUAGAUAACUUGAAGAUAACUCUCGCUCUUCUGGCUGCCUUCCAUGCCCCCCCCCUUUUUUUAACAUAUACAUCCUUACAGAUUUUAUAACAACCAAAUAAAAUUCUAGCAAUAAAUUGAAUUAUACUGCUAUAUUUGUAUAUACUGACCAUGAAUAGUAUGUCUGUACCUGGAAGGUAUUUUUUUCAAGAACUGAUUUAUAUGAAAUAUACUUGAGGGUAAUGUAGCUUGUCCUUUUUAGUUUCAAAUUCUUAUUCAUAGGCAGAUAUUUCGAAGACACUUUAACUCUUUGUUGUAUGUACUUUUCUUUUGCAUCAGAUAGCUGUAGGUGAAGUCCAUCUUGUUUUUUAGUUUAUCUUCUGUUCUUCCUACCUCUCUCAAGCUUGUCUGACUAGCAGCAUCCCUGAGCCAGUGUGUAGUACCGUCUUCUCCCCCACCAAGUUUGGCAGAGGUGUUUAUGCUAUACUCUCAGACCUAUGAAUACCCUUGUCAUCUUGCCUGAGAAAGUACCGUAUCUUCCAGGCAGAAAUAGAGUAUCUUGAACUCCUUUGCUCUAACUUGAACAUACUCACUGGCUUAAGAAAAGAGCCCCAUAAGCCUACUCAAUGUUGAUUUGAGAUUUUUAUUUAUCUUAACUUACCCAGCCUGUGACUUGUGUUCAGCUGUAGUCAAGCCUCACCUGCUGCUGCUGUGAGAGGAAGAUUGGGUAGUGAUGGUGAAUUUGGUUUUGGUUUUGAUUUUAAAUCCUUUUACCGUUUUAGCCUAGCAGCUCCUACUGCUUCUUUCCUAAGUUACCCAAAGCACUGCUUCUUGGUCCUUUUUUUCUUUUGCCUUGUACUAGCUGAUAUAAUGUUUACUAAAAGAGCCUCCCCAUAAAACAGAGAGGCAAAAAGGUAGUGUAGAAAGAGAAGAGCCACAAGAAGAGAGUACCUAACUUCAAGAUGAAUGCAGUGUCAUCUAAAGGGCAGAGGGGUGCCUGGCACUCAGGAAUAUGUCUGAUGCAACAAAGCUGAAGAGUGGACACCCUUCACCUGCCGCUGCCCAUUCUCCCUUCCACUGGAGUUUCCUUUCUUUACAGUUGCUGUACAUAACCCCUUCAGCUCCCUUGCUGGUCCCAGCGGUCACAGUUGACGAUUUUGACUGUGAUGGCCUCAUACUCAUAUGAUGGCCUGUUGAGUUGUUUUUAGUGAUAGGUUUUGUUUGCUACACACCUCAUUGGCUCACUUACCAGCACCAGCUAGAUGUGGUCCCUUCUUUCAAUCCAAACCAGAACACGUUUGGGUAUUCCUGAAACUUUAUAGAGCGUGUAUUGUUUGUUAUACGAACCUAACCUACCUUGUUGUUUUCUCAUAUUAAGAAAUGUAAAUCUAUUUUGUUUUAAUGGAGCUAUUUUGGUAAUGUAUUAAUAUGAGCAAUUUUGGUUCUGUUUAUGGCGUGAAUUCAAGGCUUCCAUGACUUGAUUUGAGCUUUGCUUAUUUCAUAUCAGUAAUAUAGCCAUUUUAAUUUAUCUAAAUAAAACGUUUCCUUUUUCUCUCA
Molecule: messenger RNA, 5721 nt
Organism: Lemur catta (Ring-tailed lemur)
Lineage: Eukaryota; Metazoa; Chordata; Mammalia; Primates; Lemuridae
Gene: EFCAB14
Product: EF-hand calcium binding domain 14
Exons: 10
Coding region: 1007-2398 (463 amino acids)
Molecular function (GO): calcium ion binding
Source: RefSeq, a predicted model, not a curated record